Molecule: messenger RNA, 1837 nt
Organism: Paramisgurnus dabryanus
Lineage: Eukaryota; Metazoa; Chordata; Actinopteri; Cypriniformes; Cobitidae
Product: arrestin domain-containing protein 3-like
Biological process (GO): protein transport
Cellular component (GO): cytoplasm; plasma membrane
Source: RefSeq, a predicted model, not a curated record
CAGAAGGGAUAUGUGAAACCCCAGACAUCGUAUAGGCUACAUUUACUUAUAACAGUAACAGCAUUCUAAAAUUUAAUUCGCUGUGCUGGGAGAUGACAAUCAAGACGUUUACCAUUGAGUAUAAUGCUGUAAACGAUCGCAAUACAUUCAGCAAUGGAGACACUUUGACAGGCAGAGUUAUCGUGGAAGUCACUAAGGAAACGAAGAUCAAGGAUGUUACUGUGAAGGCGAAGGGAAAAGCCAAUGUGGCUUGGACUGAGACACAUGGGGAACAAAGAGUGACGUAUUGUGACAAAGAAAAGUAUUUUUCGCAAACUCAAUCUGUCUUGGAGGAUAAAGCAGUUGGUAACGGCAUUCUUGUAGCCGGACGACAUGUGUUCCCUUUUGCCUUCCAGCUUCCCUACCAGGGUCUACCUUCGUCUUUUAAAGGGACUCAUGGGAAAAUUCGCUACAGACUUUCGGCCAAGCUGAGCAGGUCUUUGUGGCCGGCAAUAAAAGCUGAAGCAAAGUUCUCAUUUGUUUCGAAAGACGAUUAUAAUCAGCCAACUGUGAUGGCACCUCAACGUGACAGUAAAGACAGGAAUGUUGUAUUCUUUGGAUCUGGAAAUAUUUCCAUGGAUAUAUUUUUACCCAAGACAGGCUAUCAACAAGGUGAAGGCCUAGUCGUCAAUGGUGAAAUUGUCAACAGCUCAACUCGAAAAAUUGUGCCGAAGUACAUUAUAUACCAGAAGCAGAGCUUCUUUGCGGGCAAAAGAGCUCUCCGCACCAAAGACAUCCUAAAGGAGAAAGAUACGCCUUUAACUUCUUCCACCAGACAGAAUUUGUCUAAAGUAUUGCAUAUUCCAUUAGAAAUCACCCCAACCAUCCAAAACUGCCGCAUUAUCAAAGUGGAGUACAGACUGAAGGUCAUUUUGGAUGUAUCGUUCACUCCAAAUCCUGUAAUUAAACUUCCACUGGUCAUCUUGCCCUUUAAUGACGAUCCCUCAGUCAAAGCGCUGGAGGCAGGACUAUACCCAGAUCUGGCCAAACUGAAUUUAUAAUAGCUAUAAUUUAUGACAAAUUUAAUGAAAUCCUGGCUAAAGUCUCAUAACCUAGUUAUCAAAGUUUGAUUUGAUUUUGCAUCGAUUUCAAUCUUUGUCCUUACUCAGACAACAUUUAAUAUAUUAAGAUUAUAUUUUCAGAUUUUUCACACAAUGUUUUUACAUUACGUAGGAUGAUUUAAUGUGCACUGAAUUGCACAUGAUUGAAUUAUGUUUUCUUAAAAUGAUUUUUCUUAAAAAAAUGUUGGAUCUACGUAAUUUAAUUAUGUACACCAGUUCAACAUGAUUGAAUCAAGUUUUCUUAAAAUGAAAUUAAUUUUAAAUAAACCUAAUUUAAUUAUGUGCAACCGAUUAUGUGCAAAAUUUCAGUGUGGAAAACAUAAAAUGAAUCAAAAAAAAUUGACUUUAACUGGAUGUGCACAGGCAGGGUCGCAUAUAUAACAAAUACUACUUGUGCUUACCACCUAAAUAUUAUUUUUCAAUCAAAAUGCUUGUAAUAAUUGCAAAUAAUUCACGCAAGGUGUUUUUUUGGUAAAUAACCUCCCACUGUCUAAAGAGCUCUUGCUAUUAGAGGUCUAAUAUUUACAUUAACAUUCAUGCAUUUACAUUUAUUUGGCAGAUGCUUUUAUCCAAAGCAACUUACAUUGCAUGACAAGAUAUACAUUAUUCAUAUGCAUGUGUGUUCCAUGGGUUCAAACCACUGAUCUAUAUAAAUGACUGGAUUGCGCAUAGAACGCUUGACGUAACUGCCUGAGGUAAAGCCAGCGCAGAGUUCGAGCGUCAUCUUGGUAUACCCA